Molecule: messenger RNA, 1440 nt
Organism: Kluyveromyces marxianus DMKU3-1042
Lineage: Eukaryota; Fungi; Ascomycota; Saccharomycetes; Saccharomycetales; Saccharomycetaceae
Gene: ICS2
Product: Ics2p
Exons: 1
Coding region: 1-1440 (479 amino acids)
Source: RefSeq, a predicted model, not a curated record
AUGCAUUCUAAUAUGGCUCAAGUUGCGAACAACUCCCGUGCCAGCUAUUAUCUGUCGUCGACGGAUUAUGAUUUCGAUUUUACUAAUCGUUAUGAGAAUUCUACAGGCGAUUCUAGUAUGGGAGAUUCAAACACAAGCCCUCUGUCGGCAAAGAAUUACACAAGAAAGUCUCAUACCAGGAGCUCCUCAUCGCAGUCCAGUUCUAGUCACGGAAGCGGGGAUUACAUUCUAAGAUCACCCAUACAGUUGGAAAACAAUCCAGUGGCUAUUCGCAUGCGAAACUUCAGCUUUCCCAACUUCGACGUCAAUUCGGAAAUUGACCCACUAGCCGACUCUGAAUCAAAGAGACAAUGUGCUCCCCCAGGGAAAGAUCUGUUAUCUAAAUACCAUCACAGGGCAAUGAACUCUGGUCAGAGCUCUCUAGGACCUGGAAAUUCCUAUCCAAGUUCAGAGGAAUCUUCUCCCAGAAGAAGCGCAAAUUCAAGAACCUGUUCUAGCUUGUCAUCAUUUUCAGUGGAUGCCCCAAUCCUUAAAGGGUGUGCAGAACUGUCUGCAAAUCCAUUGCAAGAACAUGUACACUUUGAAAACGAAAGUGAAAACUUAUUCAAUCAACUUAGAAGCUAUCGGAUUGGCUCGCAAGUUGAUUCUCAUAGCAACAGCGACAAAGAGUCCCAUUAUGACGAAGCUGACCUCCAGGGAUUGAGAUCUGCCUUCCUGCGGAGUAGUAGAAAAUCGAGCUUGGAAAAUCCAGGCAGACAGUUGCAGGAAUUCAAAAAGAGGCAAUCUCUCUCACGCAUGUCAACAUCAUCAAUAGUAACUCCUCAGAUGUCGCCUCAGAUGUCUCCAAGAGGGACUUUCCAUAAAAGAGCAUCUGCAAUUUCUGAUUCUCAACACACACUAUUAUUCGAUAAUUCCACCUUUAGGUUGAGGAAGAAUUCAACUUCGGAGUCUGAGUUUUCGGCCUGUAGCGGCGAAUUACCGAAAUUGUUCAAGAUCGAGACAACAGGCUAUUGCAACACAUACAAGAAACAUUCAACAGUGCCUUCGCCCAAAUUGACCAUUGAAAACACAAAAGAGCAAAUCCGCAGAAACUCGAAUGGUCAUUUUGAAAAUUUCCACCAAUUUGCAAAGCUGAAUGGGAUCGAAAGGCGUGGAUCAGUGUUUGCCUGUUUACCGGAAACUGGUGACAGCGUAACCGAUCCAAAAAUCAAUUUGGACUUUGUUACAACUUUUAAGAUGGAAAGACCUCCACGAUACAGAAAAUACAAAACGUACUUCGAAAAAAGAUUAGCAUCCACUAUAUCGGAAGAAGGCUCGAGCUCACAGCCUUCAAGUGAUUCAUCAUCGUCUUCUUCAUGCUAUUUAUAUAAAGAAAAAAACUCGAACAAAGAUAAGGAUGACGAAAUGUUGACGUUGAUAGACUUUUUGAAGACCGAUUAG